CAUAAAUCAUUAGCUAGCUAGCUAGGAGGAGGAGAAGGGCGAUCGAUCGAUCGAUCGCCAAGGAAACAAUCAGUAACAACAAAACUAGCUAGCUUAAGCCGUGCUUUGAUAUCAAUUAUAUGGCGCCAGUGGGAUUACCUCCCGGUUUUAGGUUCCAUCCAACGGACGAGGAGCUGGUGAAUUAUUAUCUCAAGAGGAAAAUCAACGGCCAAGAGAUUGAGCUCGACAUCAUUCCUGAAGUUGAUCUCUACAAAUGCGAGCCUUGGGAAUUAGCAGAAAAAUCGUUUUUACCAAGUAGAGACCCCGAGUGGUACUUCUUUGGACCGCGGGAUCGAAAAUACCCUAAUGGAUUCAGAACGAACAGAGCAACGAGAGCAGGAUAUUGGAAGUCGACUGGGAAAGACAGGAGAGUGACGUGCCAGAAUCGAGCAAUCGGAAUGAAGAAGACGCUGGUUUACUACAGAGGCCGAGCUCCUCAGGGCAUUCGGACUGACUGGGUCAUGCACGAGUAUCGCCUCGACGACAAGGACUACUACUGCUCCUCCGACCUCGACACCUCCUCCUCAUCAUCUGCCGCAAUUCAGCAGGAUUCUUUUGCAUUGUGUCGCGUGUUUAAGAAAAAUGGCAUUUGCGCGGAGAUUGAAGAGCAGCAAGGCCAAUCAAGUAAUUUAACACUAAAUAAUAUUCAUGAACGAUCACAAGGUGUAAGCAACGAUUAUUGUGAUCAAACCAUGUCACCGGAGAUUCCGAUGGCAUCGUCAUCGUCAAUCUCAUGCCUGCAGGAGGAAGAUGAGAAAGACGAUUCCUGGAUGCAGUUCAUCACAGAUGAUACGUGGAUGCAGUGUUCUUCUAACACCGGUGUCAGUGGUGAAGAUCAGCUCUCUCAUGUGGCCUUCACAAACUAA
This is a messenger RNA of Pyrus x bretschneideri (Chinese white pear), 905 nucleotides long. RefSeq names its product NAC domain-containing protein 86-like. The coding region runs from base 120 to 905 and encodes 261 amino acids. Gene Ontology annotation, molecular function: DNA binding. The record is from RefSeq and is a predicted model, not a curated record. Gene Ontology annotation, biological process: regulation of DNA-templated transcription. NCBI's taxonomy places the organism in Eukaryota, Viridiplantae, Streptophyta, Magnoliopsida, Rosales, Rosaceae. The transcript is spliced from 3 exons.